This is a messenger RNA of Dicrocoelium dendriticum, 2742 nucleotides long. The record is from the annotation of a GenBank genome assembly. NCBI's taxonomy places the organism in Eukaryota, Metazoa, Platyhelminthes, Trematoda, Plagiorchiida, Dicrocoeliidae.
AUGCUUAAACACACAGGCAUGAUACUUUUGAGAUUUUUCCUCCCACUACUUAAUGACCUUUGCCGGAUCGGUGCGCAGGAUGAAGGCGAGAACAUUGCCUUUCAAAAGCCGGUGUAUGGGAAGGCAAAGUGGCCCAGUGCACUGGUAGACGGUAAAUACUGGACUGUCAUCAGUCCACAACCGGAUGAACUACCCUUGUUUUACGUGGACCUAUUGGACUCGUACAUUCUGAGCUCUGUUCGGGUGCAUUCAACGACCGAUGGAAACUUUGCCAAGGCGGGAUUGAAUCAUUCUUUUUCGGUGUACACGUGGGAUACCUAUACAACUGGGUGCGACAUCGGUGCGCUGUAUCCUUGGCAUGUAAUGAAAAGACGGCUGAAAUUCAAGAAGAAUGGACAGCAGUUAAUAAUCCCAGGUCCAGUAGAAGCGCGGUACAUAAUCGUUUUGUCGGACCAAGUGAACUUCUUCGACACCAUCGACGGUAUUACCAUGGGCGAGUUGAGGGCGUUUGGUGAGAAAAUUGCAGAUGGUUAUGUACCCAAAGUUCCAGAGGAUGGACCUGAUAUCCCUAACCUGCACACAGAAACCCGUCGGAGCCUUCUGUCUGGACAAAGUCACUUGAGGACAGAUCAAAGCUAUGGGGAAUACAAGUUGUCACUGGAACACAACGAUGUCGCGCUCGCAUGGUAUCACAAUAAGAUCAACACAAUGGCCGUAGUACGUGACAAGGCGCGAAUCAUCCUGAUGUCCGGAUCCACAAGUAUGCAGUUACUGGCUUCAGCGCGAGAGUAUGCAACAUUGCGGAAAAAUUUCCGCUCUUGGCUCAGUCCAAAAUAUCGUAAUGCUUCAUUUGUAAAUGUGACAGAUCAAGCCAGGGAUGGGGACAUUCUGCUAAUUACCAGAACAUCAGUGUUUGAUGAGCACGAGGUGUACGAUCGUCUUCUAUCAGGCAAAAACGCGGCAUUGAUAGGAUACGCAGGGUCGUUAGAAUUGGCAACGAGCCCCGCGGCAAGCAUUAUGGCGAAGUUGCAAAUCGGUUAUGCAAACCACAGCAAGGAAUAUGCGCCGCGCAAUGUUUCGCUCACAGGUUUAAUUUAUUUGCCGACUUUUAUCCCAUUUGUCUACCGUCUGAAGUUGGCUACCGAAAGCUGGAAGGUAUUCCGAACUGAAAACCUCUACUCUAGCGUAAAAGCGGAAGAAUUAAAAUCACCGGAAGCACAGGAAAUGCUACGAAAACUGAUUGAUCAAUACCGUACAUUCUUCAAAGAACAUCCGAUUUGCAGAGAUCAACCAUACAAGCGGGAUGAAGAGCUAGAUCAAGCGUUCGAAAACUACAACAGAUUAUUGACGUUUCAGGUUGGCUCACGAAUUGAACCUAUUCCCGGUUCAUCGCGUACGCCCGGUGAUGUGCAUUCGAGCGAAAACGCCACAUGCUACUCGGUCACAUUCAACGUGAAUAUACGUGGUCGAUACUAUCCCAUGGGAGGAUACGCGAAACCUGGACACGCAUUUCGGUACAAGGUUCUCAAUGUAACCACUCGGAGUCUCAAGGGUUUUCGUCUGCGAAUUAAUCCUCAAACCGACACGGUGAGACACGCGGUACUAAGACGAUGGUUCACAGUCACAUCUGAUAGAGAGAUGGAAGCGCAUGGAGAAUUUGCGUCACCAUUCGGAGGCCCAAUAGUGGUCUGGAUUCCUGUGCGUGCAAACAUCACCAUCCACUUCGAGAACGUCUACCGCUAUCCAUGGUUCGAUAUUCGGAAUCCAAAGUCAAGGAACAACUGGGAGGUUGAGCGUCGCAAACAUCGUGGUGUUCCCUAUUUGAUGCUAGUGGGCAACAACAUGAUCAGCAUGAUCGCCACUUCCAUCGCAACAGCAAUUAGUGGCGAAGAUCUUCUGGUUUGCGUUAACUAUCAUGACAAUGUUAUCAAAAUGAUACAUAAUUACCGCGGCACGAACUACGCAACAGAUCGUUUGCAGGUAUUCGUAACCGACGAGCAAAUCUCGGUUGGUGAUGGUCAUUCAGGCUACCCGUGGAUGGGUCACAGGUACUGGGGUAAAGCAUUCCUGGAUAAAUCGAGAAUCGAGAGUGGAAAGUACAUUGGUGUGAUACAUGAGAUAGGCCACAAUUUACAAGUGCAUAGGAUUACAUUCGCGCGUGGUGGGGAGGUGACCACCAACCUCUACAUCCCAAUUCUGCACCAUUACUUGCUUGGGCUUGCUUCCUACGCGAAAGGAUUCUCUCUAGGUUGGAGCCCAGAUGAUGAGCUGCAACUGUUGGCCACUUGGCGCGGUAGUGAAUAUGUAGGUGUACAAGUUAGCUACUACAGCUAUCUGCACAGAUACUUUACCGCGGCACUCGUGAGCAAUGUGAUGAGCAAAGCGGUUUAUUCACGCGAAUCAUUCGACACUGAGGAGCGGAAGGUAAAUUUCUGGAUGAGGCACUUAUGCAUCGAGAGUGGGUACGACUUGGUUCCUUUUAAUCGUUUGUGGCACCUCCCGAUCAGUGACUUGACAGCAGCCUUUUGCAACCCAUUUCCAUGCUUCUUCCCUGACGAUGAGCUAACGCAGCAGGUGCCAGACGUGACAGAGAGGUUAUUGACGGAGUACAACAAAUCGUGCUCACGUGAACAGCCGGAAGGAGUGCAGUUCAAGCGGGAAAUCAUGCGUGGCCUCAACAAUUUGGAUCCACAAAUCAUUUUCUUACAUAAUGAGGACAGCUGUGUGGCCCCGCCUUCUUAA